UUGAGUUCAUCGUUGGUCCUCUUUCUCACACGAUGAAGAACACAGCAUGCUUCUGCGCAGUUGUGUUGCCAUGGUUGCUGUUCCUAUCCUGUCUCGAAAGGUCAAGUGAGGAGACGGUGCAUUGCCAGUGGGGGCCAUUUGAAGACUGGUCCGAGUGCGAUGGCUGCACCCAGUUACAGAGCAGAAGUCGAAGGAUACUCGUGUAUGCCCAGUUAAGAGGGAACCCGUGUGAUGGGGAUCGAACAGAGACCAGAUCCUGCAACCCGACAAAGAGCUGCCCUCUAGCGGAUGGAUGUGGAAACAGGUUUCGCUGUCGAUCAGGGAAGUGCCUGAGCCGAUCUCUGCUGUGUAACGGAGACUUGGACUGCGACGACGGCGACGACGAGCAUGACUGCGAUCAUACCAGGAGAUACAUCACUUGUCCAAAUGAUCAACUCCCACCCAACAUCGAGCUCCUGGGAACCGGGUUUGAUGUGGUGUCAGGAACGAGCCGUGGCAGUGUCAUCGACACAAAAAGUUUUGGGGGCCGGUGUCGCUCCUUUUACAGUGGCUUUCACAAGGCUUUAUUCCGACUCCCUCUAAGUACCACCCAGUUGAUAUUCAAGGUUAAUGUGGAAAGUGAGUUCAGCGAGGAGACGUUCACCAGUCCAUGGCAAUACGCGAAGGAAAUGUCUGCAAGUGGAUUACACCCUCGUGACCUUCGUCUGACAAGUGACAUGACUCAGGAGCACAAAAUGCUGGUUUCAAAAUCUAUCAUGGAGGUGGCCCAAUUUCAAGCAGAGUCUCCCCAGUACAUCCCCUUAACCGAGAGCUUUUGGAAGGCCUUGGCCCAACUGCCGCUGGUCUACAACUACGCCGCCUACAGGAAGUUGCUGGAGACUUUUGGAACACACUAUUUCUCGGAAGGAGGCUUGGGAGGCGUCGUCACAGUGUUUGCCGCCGCCACUCCGGAAAUGCAGAGACAGAAGUUUGCUGGAAGAGGCUUUGAAGCGCAGCAGCUGAAAGUGGAAGGAGGAGAUGUCAAGAUCAUUUCCACGAUGCAGAAAGACGAUUCCAAAGGCUGGGACGUGUCCGCCGAGUGGACCCGCUCCCUGCGCUCACACCCAAAAGUCAUCAGACCGAAGCUGAGGCGGCUGUCAGAGCUGGUUAAGGAGGUUCCGUGCGGCGAGCUCAAGAGGUUUAACCUGGACCGGGCCUUGGAGGAGUACCUUCGCGAGAGCGACGCGUGCCACUGCCGUCCUUGUGGGAACAACGGCCUGGCUGUCAUGGAGGAAGGCCUGUGCAAGUGUAUUUGCAAGCCCGGCACGUCAGGGCCGGCCUGUGAGAACGGACUUGAGAGGACGGGUCAGCAACAAACGGACGUGACUGACGGCAGCUGGUCCUGCUGGUCCGCGUGGUCCGCGUGUUCCGGGGGUCAGAAGUCGCGAAGCCGCUCGUGCUCCCACCCCCCUCCCCGGGGUACCGGCCAGCUGUGUAAAGGCCACAGCGUCGACACCGCGUUUGACUGCGACCACACGGAGCACUUCAAAAUAUCGGAGCCCCAAUGCCUUGAACCAACAGCACCAGCAAUACCAACAUGUGGGACUCCGCCUGCGCUCGUCAAUGGCUACGUUCUGGAACCAAAAGAUGUGUACCUUGUGGGUAGCGAGGUUGAAUACAAAUGCACCGGCCAGUACCACCUCUUUGGACAGAACAUGUUGGAAUGUUCAGCCAAUCAAAAGUGGUCCGCCAUGCCAGGAUUGUGCAACUGGCCGAGGUGCAAGCUGUGGUCCCUCGCUCAUGACAUCAUCGUCCACCCGCUGGAGGCGUCCUACGGCAUCGGAGAGACGGUGACCCUGUCUUGCCCUCGGGGAAAACAACUUCUGGGUGACUCCAGGAUUGUUUGUGACAGCAAAGUCAAGUUCUCUCCAGACCCUACAAAUUUUGAAUGCAGUGAAGUGAUCACGCAGCAGCGGCAGCAGCCUCGGCGAAAGGGACGUUUUGCCCGCACGACGCCCUGUGAGCCUUGGGAGAAGCUGGAUGGAGGAAAAUGUCUUUGUAAGAUGCCCUUCGAGUGCAGGCCUUCUUUGGAAGUGUGCGCCACCCACGUUUCCAGCGGCAGGUCGGUUGUCCUCAGCGUGUGCGAACUCCACUCGCUGAGAUGUUUGAACGUCAACGUCGAGUUAGCGCCGGACAGCGCCUGCAAGUGGCCGCAGCGCAGCACAACCUCAAGCUGCGCCCGCUGUCCGAUGUGGCAAACCUGCGACGAGCACGGCGGGGAGUGUCGUUGUAAGGACCGCGCAGAGUGUCGGACUGCGGGGUUCGAAUUGUGCGUCCGCACCGGCGAGGAGGCUCCUGCCACGGGAAGCAUGAAUGAAUGUGAAGUAGGUCGAAGGCGCUGCAAAGGAGAAAAAGUCUCUGUCGUGGAUAUCGUGCCCUGUGACGCUGAAAGACGCGGGGAGACGGAAUGAAUGACCGACUUCAAAAUUCAAAUAAAUAACCGCAACAGCAAUCAACAAUGGAUUUCUUUUCUGCACGGUGAACGUGAGUGAGUCCAUGACUAUUUGCACGCUGCAGGUGGGAGUUAGCGUGUACUGUACAUACAGUAUGUGGAAAUCGUAAUUAGUCAACCCAACCAAAGAGUUUGAAAGAGCCAAAAAACGAAUAUGACCUAAAAAUCAUCACUGCAACAAUUGUCAAUCAACAAGUGAUGUUGUGAUCAACAAAAAUUUUGCUCUUCAGAACAGCAUCAAAUGCAAUCAUCUAAAGCAGGGGU
Syngnathoides biaculeatus (alligator pipefish) is the source of this 2755-nucleotide messenger RNA. It is a transcript of the gene c7a, whose product is annotated as complement component 7a. Gene Ontology annotation, molecular function: protein binding. NCBI's taxonomy places the organism in Eukaryota, Metazoa, Chordata, Actinopteri, Syngnathiformes, Syngnathidae. The coding region runs from base 33 to 2450 and encodes 805 amino acids. The transcript is spliced from 17 exons. The record is from RefSeq and is a predicted model, not a curated record. Gene Ontology annotation, biological process: immune response. Gene Ontology annotation, cellular component: membrane attack complex.